Messenger RNA from Funneliformis mosseae, 150 nucleotides. Lineage: Eukaryota; Fungi; Glomeromycota; Glomeromycetes; Glomerales; Glomeraceae. The record is from the annotation of a GenBank genome assembly.
AUGCAAACUAUCUAUGAUACAUCACAAACUAAUAAAACUAGGGGUAGCGUUAAAGAAAUUCAUUUUGGAAAUCAGAAUGAGAGUCAGGUUCAUACUUUCGAAUUCGUUGAAUUAGAGUCAGGGCAAAGUUGGGUUGCUGGGUUAGAUUAA